UGACCUGCCGCGGCGUGGGUGGGAUGGCGGCGGCGGCGGGACGCAGCUUCCUCGGGCUGCUGCGGGCGCGCUCCAGCGCCAUGGCUCGGCGCCCGCUCGAGGGCGUGGCGCCCUCCCGGGGUCUGUGCGCGGAGUGCGGGCCCCGAAGGCUCUCCAUCGAAGGCAACAUUGCUGUGGGAAAGUCCACCUUUGUGAAGUUCCUCACGGCAGCUUAUCCAGAGUGGCACGUCGCUACAGAACCUGUAGCAACAUGGCAGAACAUCCAGACUGCGGGCACCCAAAAAGCCUCCACUACCCAGAGUCUUGGAAACUUGCUCGAUAUGCUGUACCAGGAGCCAGCACGAUGGUCCUAUACAUUCCAGACAUUUUCUUUCCUGAGCCGCCUGAAAACCCAGAUGGAGCCUGUUCCCGAGAGACUGUUCCAGGCCAGCAGCGCCGUGCAGAUCUUUGAGAGGUCUGUUUACAGUGACAGGUAUAUCUUUGCAAAGAGCCUUUUUGAAAAUGGCUCCCUCAGUGACAUCGAGUGGCACAUCUACCAGGACUGGCACUCCUUUCUCUUGCAGCAGUUUGCCAGCCAGCUACAACUUCAUGGCUUCAUCUACCUCCGGGCUACUCCCCAGGUUUGUUUGAAGCGACUGCACCAGAGAGCCAGGCAGGAGGAGAAGGGAAUUGAGCUGGCGUAUCUCGAGCAGCUUCAUGAGCAGCAUGAGGCCUGGCUUGUCCAUAAGACAACCAAGCUCCACUUUGAUACUCUGCUCAACAUUCCAGUGCUGGUGCUGGAUGUCAAUGAUGACUUUUCUGAAGUCGGAACCAAACAAGAGGAACUUCUGGCAAAGGUAAACACCUUUGUAAAAAAUCUAUAGUCAUAUUCUGGGAUUUAAAUUUUUUUGAAUUUUGUACAUACAGUAUUGUAGCACCAGACACCGCCAGAGUCAGCAACCCUCCAGCCAGUGCUCCCAGGUUCCCGCUCAUAUUCCACAUCUCCCCACCCCCACCCCCGGCCUCCCCAGCCUGCCAUGUUGACAGCACCAGUGGUGUUCGCUGCCAUUGUUCUAGAAGACCAAGUAAGUCCUGGGUGAUGCAGCCUCUCUCCUGAGAUGCUGUGCUGAAGUAUUUGUGAGAGAAAUGAAGAAAUGUUGUGUGGAGAAGAACUGCUACUCCGUGACGUCCACACAAGAAUGCAAUUGCCUACUGACACAUUUCUCACAACAUAUUUUUGUCAUUAAGUGAUGCAGGACCAUAGGCUUAUGAGAAAAAUAUACGCUUAUAUAGAAUUGCAGUGCUUGUUGCAAGAAGUCUGCAGGCCUCUGAUUCACCAGAUCCAGAAUUCACCCAUGCAGCCCUUGACAGUUGUGCAGGCACGCAAGGAAUUGAAUGAGUUCAAGGCUAAAUAUCCUGAGAGAGCUGUGUUUCCCUUAGUGAUAAGUCAGUGUGAUGUUUGGAAAUUAAAGCACAGCAUAUUAUUAGCUUUAAGACAAAAAAGUUUUAAAUUGAGACAUAACUCAUGGACAAAGCACCUCACCCAUUUAAAGUAUAAAGUGUCUUCCUGAAUAGCUAAAGCAGUCCUAAGAAAAAGGAAGGUGGGGUGCAUUGCUUUCCAUAACUUCAAAUUGUAUUACAAAAUGGUCGUAAUUAAAACAGCAUAGUAUUGUGAUAUUGGUAGUGGAAAAUGUGCACUGGUGAAGGGAUGGGUGAUUGAUCAUUGUGUGACCGCCCAAAAGCUUUAUAACUGUUCUCAUGGUAAUUCAUAAAAAAAAUAAAAUAAAAAGCCUCUGCACUUCAAAGGAAACAAUGUCCAGAAUACAAAAACAGUCCACUGAAUGGGAAAAAUUAUUUACCCAACACUCAUUUGAUAGCGAUUAAUAUCCAAGAUGUAUAAGGCACUGGAAGAACUUUACCAAAAAAAAAAAAAAAAAAAGAACAUACAACGCCAUCAAAAAGUGGGGAGAA
Sorex fumeus (smoky shrew) is the source of this 1950-nucleotide messenger RNA. It is a transcript of the gene DGUOK, whose product is annotated as deoxyguanosine kinase. The record is from RefSeq and is a predicted model, not a curated record. Gene Ontology annotation, molecular function: ATP binding; deoxyguanosine kinase activity. Gene Ontology annotation, biological process: nucleobase-containing compound metabolic process. Gene Ontology annotation, cellular component: mitochondrion; cytoplasm. Lineage: Eukaryota; Metazoa; Chordata; Mammalia; Eulipotyphla; Soricidae. The transcript is spliced from 7 exons. Bases 24 to 863 code for a protein of 279 amino acids.